Molecule: messenger RNA, 8115 nt
Organism: Dama dama (fallow deer)
Lineage: Eukaryota; Metazoa; Chordata; Mammalia; Artiodactyla; Cervidae
Gene: SVIL
Product: supervillin
Exons: 40
Coding region: 689-7228 (2179 amino acids)
Biological process (GO): actin filament severing; cytoskeleton organization; barbed-end actin filament capping
Cellular component (GO): cytoplasm; actin cytoskeleton
Molecular function (GO): phosphatidylinositol-4,5-bisphosphate binding; actin filament binding
Source: RefSeq, a predicted model, not a curated record
GCCUGGCGGCCGACACCCGGGGGCCCCACAAUUAAUACCCGGCGCCCGCCCGCCGCUUCGGGACUCGCGCGCCCGCUCUCGGGGAAGGAGGCGCUCGCUGGGCCCUGACCCGCCUCGCAACUCGUCUGCUCUGGCAGCUGCAGCGACCGAGCGCCGGACAGACUCUCCCGAGCCCCUCGCCAAGAGCCAGCUCGCGCAAGGACCAGUGUGCCACCCCCUCGCCACCCUCGUCGCCGCGGGGAACUCUGCGCCGGCGGCUGGCAGGCAGGUGGGCGAGCGCGCCGGCUAGAUUCUAGUACAUUGGAGACUGGUCCUUUUCUAAAACUAGAGGAGAAGACUAGGAAGGGGUGAUGAAUUCUUUUUGAGUUUCAAGUUACAAAAUAAAAGGAAGAAUUCAAGUAGAUGAGCUGGAAGACUGGGAGAGCUGAGACGGGAAGAUUUUGAAGUCAUUCUUCAUCUGAAGCUAUGAUUUAAACAUCAGCGUUAUGAUUUGAACAAGAAAAACUUAAGCCUCGUUGGAUUCCCGUGUCAAAGAAAAGUUCCAAGCUUUCAGAAAGAGUUCUUGCUUGAAGACAAAGAACAGCUUGCUAACCACAAAAGAGGGAUCGAUGCUCAGCUUUUAGCUGCCCUUCCUAAAGUUGCAGAAUUAAGAAAAAUCUUUGAACCAAAGAGGAAAGAAUUUUUAGAAAUGAAAAGAAAGGAAAGAAUUGCCCGGCGCUUAGAAGGAAUUGAAACCGACACACAGCCCAUCCUCUUGCAGAGCUGCACGGGCUUGGUAACUCAUCGCCUGCUGGAGGAGGACACACCCAGAUACAUGCGUGCCACAGACCCGGCCAGCCCGCACAUCGGUCGAUCAAAUGAAGAAGAAGAAACUUCAGAUUCUUCACUAGAAAAGCAGACUCGGUCCAAACAGUGCACAGAAACCUCAGGCAUCCAUGCUGACUCCCCCUACAGUUCAGGCAUCAUGGACACCCAGAGCCUCGAGUCCAAAGCCGAAAGAAUCGCCAGGUACAAAGCAGAGAGAAGACGGCAGCUGGCAGAAAAGUAUGGGCUCACUCUGGAUCCGGAAGCGGACUCUGAAACUCCAUCUCGAUACAGCAGGUCCAGAAAGGACCCCGAGGCUGCGGAGAAAAGAGGGGGAAGAAGCGAGCGAUCAGCUGAGUCCAGCAGAGACUCCAGCUCGUGCUACUCCAGGACUGAGCUCUCGGGGCUCAGGACCUGCGUGGCUGAAUCCAAGGACUAUGGCCUGCACCGGAGCGACGGUGUUUCCGACACAGAGGUGCUGCUCAACGCAGAAAACCAAAGACGUGGUCAAGAGCCCAGUGCCACCGGGCUGGCCCGAGACCUGCCCCCUGCAGGGGAGGUCUCCUCUUCCUUCUCGUUCUCCGGGCGAGACUCUGCCCUCGGUGAAGUGCCAAGGUCCCCAAAGCCAGUGCACAGCCUGCCCAGUCCAUCACCUGGGCAGCCAGCCUCCCCAAGCCACUCCACCAGUGACCUGCCACUCCCUGCGGAGGCUCGAGCCAGUACCGGGAAACCCAAACAUGAGUGGUUUCUCCAGAAAGAUUCCGAAGGGGACACACCUUCACUUAUCAACUGGCCAUCCAGAGUUAAAGUUAGAGAAAAAUUGGUGCGAGAGGAGAGCGCUCGCAGCAGUCCUGAACUUGCCUCCGAGUCCUUAACUCAGAGGAGACACCAGACGGCGCCAGGCCAUUACCUGGCCUUUCAGUCAGAGAACUCGGCCUUCGAUAGGGUCUCGGGCAAGGUGGCCAGCUCUGCAAGACAGCCCAUCCGCGGCUAUGUCCAGCCAGCAGAGCCCGUCCACACCAUCACGCUGGUGACCUCAGACACCCCAGAAAGCGUCUCCGAGGGCAGCUGGGCGGGCCCAGCCCCCCAGACUGUCACAAAGCCUCCUCCAUCAAAGGUUCUAGAAGGUGAAAGAAGAGACACCCCAGUUCUCCAUAUUUGCGAAUCCAAAGCAGAAGAUGUGCUCUUCUCUGAUGCUCUGGAGAAAAGCAGGAAGACCCUUGCGGUUUUGGAGGAUCCUGGGUCUGGGAGAAGCCAGGAAGCCCCCCCUGGAACCGGGGAUUUGAGUCAGCCCGCUGUUGGCAUAGUUACCGCGGAACCUCAGAAGGAAUCAGAAAGCCUGGCCCGCCCACCUACGGCUCAGCGGCAGCCCACCGAGAGGAUGGGCAGGAGCGAGAUGGUCAUGUACGUUCAGAGCGAGGCAGCGUCCCAAGGUCACAGGAAGGAGGCACCCACGCGGAAACACAGGGUCCUCACCCGCUCCCUGUCCGACUACACGGGCCCCCCGCAGCUCCAGGCUCUGAAGGCCAAGGCCCCGGCUCCCAAGCGAGAUGCCGAGUCACAGACGUCCAAGGCCGAGUUGGAACUGGGCCUACUGGACACGAAGGUCUCAGUCGCCCAGCUCCGCAAUGCGUUCCUGGAGUCAGCCAGGGCCAGCAGGAAACCUGAGCUCCAUUCUCGGGUUGAGGGGUCAAGCGAAGGCCCUGGUGUGGAACGGGAGAGAGGGUCCCGGAAACCGAGGCGCUAUUUUUCUCCUGGUGAAAAUAGAAAGACUUCCGAGAGAUUUAGAACUCAACCCAUAACCUCGGCAGAACGAAAGGAAUCAGAUAGGUCAACUUCAAAUUCAGAAAUGCCAGCUGCCGAGGAUGAAGAAAAGGUCGAUGAGCGAGCGAAGCUGAGUGUUGCUGCGAAGAGGCUGCUCUUCAGGGAGAUGGAGAAGUCGUUUGAUGAGAAGAGCGUCCCGAAGCGCCGCUCCCGCAACGCGGCUGUGGAGCAGAGGCUGCGGCGCCUACAGGACCGGUCCCACACGCAGCCCGUCACCACCGAAGAGGUGGUCAUUGCAGCCACACUGCAGGCGUCCGCUCACCAAAAGGCACUAGCCAGAGACCAGACAAACGAGGGCAAAGAUUCUGCUGAGCAGGGAGAACCCGACUCCUCCACUCUGAGCUUAGCGGAGAAGCUGGCCUUGUUUAACAAACUGUCCCAGCCGGUCUCAAAAGCCAUUUCAACGCGGAACAGAUUAGAUGUGAGACAGAGGAGGAUGAAUGCUCGUUAUCAAACCCAGCCGGUCACGCUUGGAGAGGUGGAACAGGUGCAGAGUGGCAAGCUCAUGGCCUUCUCCCCCACCGUUAACACAUCCGUGUCCACCGCGGCAUCUACCGUCCCCCCCAUGUACGCAGGGAAUCUUCGGACAAAGCCAAUUCCGGAUGACAGCUUCGGUGCCACCGAGCAAAAGUUUGCUUCUUCACUAGAAAACUCCGACUCCCCAGUUAGAAGCAUCCUGAAAUCCCAAGGCUGGCAGCCCUCGGUCGAGGGUGCUGGGAGCAAAGCAAUGUUGAGAGAAUUUGAAGAGACAGAACGCAAGGGAGGCUUGACAGGUGUAGAUGGCGGGGUUACAAAGUAUGGGUCCUUUGAGGAAGCAGAGCUGUCCUACCCUGUCCUCAGCAGAGUCCGGGAGGGAGACAGCCAUAAAGAACCCAUCUAUGCCCUUCCAAGGAAAGGAAGCCUGGAGCUUGCCCAUCCUCCCAUCGCCCAGCUUGGUGAUGAGCUGAAGGAAUUUUCCACCCCAAAGAGCACCAUGCAGGUGAGCCCGGACUGGAAGGAGAGGCAGCUCUUUGAAGAGAAGGUGGACUUGGAGAAUGUCACAAAGAGGAAGUUUUCGCUGAAAGCGGCGGAGUUCGGGGAACCCACUUCUGAGCAGACCGGUGCGGCUGCUGGGAAACCGGCUGCUCCGACUACAACCCCCGUGUCCUGGAAGCCGCAGGAUCCCUCCGAACAGCCUCAGGAGAAGCGGUAUCAGAGCCCGUGUGCAAUGUUUGCUGCUGGAGAGAUCAAAGCCCCGGCCGUGGAGGGCAGCCUCGACUCCCCCAGCAAAACCAUGUCCAUUAAAGAAAGAUUAGCACUGUUGAAGAAGAGCGGUGAGGAAGACUGGAGAAACAGACUCAACAGAAAGCAGGAAUACGGCAAAGCCUCCAUCACCAGCAGCCUGCAUACCCAAGAAACGGAGCAGUCACUCAAGAAGAAGGAAGAAGGAGGAUUUACAGAUGAUAAUGACAUUUCUAAUCUGCUUUGGCAGCGGGUCACAGAAAGUAGAGAGAGCCAGAUGACUAUUGAAGAGAGAAAGCAUCUCAUCACCGUGAGAGAGGAUGCCUGGAAGACCAGGGGCAAAGGAGCAGCCAACGACUCCACCCAGUUCACCGUGGCUGGCAGGAUGGUGAAGCGAGGUCUGGCGUCCCCCACUGCCAUCACCCCGGUAGCAUCCCCUAUUUGCAGCAAAACAAGGGGCACUACACCAGUUUCCAAACCCCUGGAAGAUAUCGAAGCCAGACCAGACAUGCAGUUAGAGUCGGACCUCAAGUUGGACAGGCUGGAAACCUUCCUAAGAAGGCUGAAUAACAAAGUUGGUGGGAUGCAAGAAACAGUCCUCACUGUCACUGGGAAAUCGGUGAAAGAGGUGAUGAAGCCGGACGAUGAUGAAACCUUUGCCAAGUUUUACCGUAGCGUGGACUCCACUCUACCGAGAAGCCCCGUGGAGCUGGACGAGGAUUUCGAUGUCAUUUUUGAUCCUUAUGCCCCAAAGUUGACAUCCUCGGUGGCUGAGCACAAGCGUGCUGUGAGGCCCAAGCGCCGGGUCCAGGCUUCCAAAAACCCCCUGAAGAUGCUGGCCGCGAGGGAAGAUCUCCUGCAGGAGUACACUGAGCAGAGGCUGAACGUGGCCUUCGUGGAGUCAAAGCGCAUGAAAGUCGAAAAGUUGUCCGCCAACUCCAGCUUCUCAGAAGUCACCCUGGCAGGGUUAGCCAGCAAAGAAAACUUCAGCAACGUCAGCCUGCGGAGCGUCAACCUGACAGAACAGAAUUCCAACAACAGCGCAGUGCCCUACAAGAAGCUGAUGCUGCUGCAGGUUAAAGGAAGAAGACACGUGCAGACGCGGCUGGUGGAGCCUCGCGCCUCCUCCCUCAACAGCGGGGACUGCUUCCUCCUGCUCUCGCCCCAUCACUGCUUCCUGUGGGUCGGAGAGUUCGCCAACGUGAUCGAGAAGGCAAAGGCCUCAGAACUCGCGAGUUUAAUUCAGACCAAGAGGGAACUUGGUUGUAGAGCAACUUACAUCCAGACUGUUGAAGAAGGAAUUAAUACACACACACAUGCAGCCAAAGACUUCUGGAAGCUUCUGGGCGGCCAAGCCAGUUACCAAUCCGCCGGAGACCCAAAGGAGGAUGAGCUGUAUGAAACAGCCAUAAUAGAAACCAACUGCAUUUACCGUCUGAUGGAUGACAAACUCGUCCCUGAUGAUGACUACUGGGGGAAGAUCCCAAAGUGCUCCCUCCUGCAGUCAAAAGAGGUACUGGUGUUUGAUUUUGGGAGUGAGGUUUACGUGUGGCAUGGAAAAGAAGUCACAUUAGCACAACGGAAAAUCGCCUUUCAGCUAGCAAAGCACUUGUGGAAUGGAACCUUUGACUACGAGAAUUGUGACAUCAACCCGCUGGAUCCUGGGGAAUGCAAUCCCCUCAUUCCCAGAAAAGGACAGGGGCGGCCUGACUGGGCAAUAUUUGGGAGGCUUACAGAACACAACGAGACGAUCUUGUUCAAAGAGAAAUUUCUUGAUUGGACGGAACUGAAGAGACCUAAUGAGAAGAACACCAGCGAACUUGCGCAGCACAAGGACGAUGCCCGGGCGGAGGUCAAGCCUUACGAUGUGACACGGAUGGUUCCGGUGCCCCAGACGACAGCCGGCACCGUGCUGGAUGGGGUCAACGUGGGCCGAGGCUACGGGCUGGUGGAAGGGGACGACCGGAGGCAGUUUGAGAUCGCCAGUGUCUCGGUGGACGUCUGGCACAUCCUGGAGUUCGACUACAGCAGGCUCCCCAAGCAGAGCAUCGGGCAGUUCCACGAGGGCGACGCCUACGUGGUCAAGUGGAAGUUCAUCGUGAGCACCGCAGUGGGAAGCCGGCAGAAGGGGGAGCACUCGGUCAGGGUGGCUGGCAAAGAGAAGUGUGUCUACUUCUUCUGGCAAGGCCGCCAGUCAACCGUGAGCGAGAAGGGCACGUCGGCCCUGAUGACGGUGGAGUUGGACGAGGAAAGGGGGGCCCAGGUCCAAGUCCUGCAGGGCAAGGAGCCCCCCUGUUUCCUGCAGUGUUUCCAGGGGGGGAUGGUGGUCCACUCCGGGAGACGGGAGGAAGAGGAAGAAAACACACAAAGCGAGUGGCGGCUGUACUGUGUGCGCGGAGAGGUGCCCGUGGAGGGGAACUUGCUGGAGGUGGCCUGUCACUGCAGCAGCCUCAGGUCUAGGACGUCCAUGGUCGUCCUCAACGUCCACAAAGCCCUCAUCUACCUGUGGCACGGGUGCAAAGCCCAGGCCCACACGAAGGAGGUCGGACGGACUGCGGCCAAUAAGAUCAAGGACCAAUGUCCCCUGGAGGCCGGGCUGCACAGCAGCAGCAAAGUGACAAUCCAUGAGUGUGAUGAAGGCUCGGAGCCCCUGGGCUUCUGGGAUGCUCUGGGGAGGAGAGACCGGAAAGCCUACGACUGCAUGCUUCAAGAUCCUGGAAAUUUUAACUUCACACCCCGCCUGUUCAUCCUCAGCAGCUCCUCUGGUGACUUCUCAGCCACAGAGUUCAUGUAUCCUGCCCGAGACCCCUCUGUGGUCAACUCUAUGCCCUUCCUGCAGGAAGACCUAUACAGCGCCCCACAGCCAGCACUUUUCCUUGUUGACAAUCACCAUGAGGUGUACCUCUGGCAAGGCUGGUGGCCCAUCGAGAACAAGAUCACGGGCUCCGCGCGCAUCCGCUGGGCCUCGGACCGGAAGAGCGCCAUGGAGACAGUGCUGCAGUACUGCCGAGGGAAAAACCUGAAGAAGCCACCCCCCAAGUCUUACCUCAUCCACGCUGGCCUGGAACCCCUGACUUUCACCAACAUGUUCCCCAGCUGGGAGCACAGAGAAGACAUUGCAGAGAUCACGGAGAUGGACACGGAAGUUUCAAAUCAGAUCACUCUAGUGGAGGAUGUCUUAGCCAAACUGUGUAAGACCAUUUACCCGCUGGCCGACCUCCUAGCCAGGCCGCUCCCUGAGGGAGUUGACCCUCUGAAGCUGGAGAUCUAUCUCACCGACGAGGACUUCGAGUUUGCACUAGACAUGACCCGCGACGAGUACAAUGCGCUGCCCGCUUGGAAGCAGGUGAACCUGAAGAAAGCAAAAGGUCUGUUCUGAGUCAGGAGAUGCUGGAGGAACCUGGGUGGUCACUUUCAAUACUGAUGGACCAGGAAAAUGGAUGUUUUAGUGGGGGAGCCUGGUAUUUUAAAAUAUGUUUUUUCAUCCGCAUUUUUAAAACCUGAAGUGACCAGCUCUCCUGCUCAUUUGGGAGUUGUGUAUUUUGUAAAUGUUCCAGAGAACUCUCUGGGAACACGCUUUCCACACUUCAGCAGGUGAUGUUUGUGAGGUAUCCGUGGCCCUACAUGCACUUACGCAGCAGGUCCUCAGCGGCGGCCACGGCACUGCCCUCCCACUCCAGCUAAGCGUUGCCUAUUUUUUUGAAGCAGUUCUCUUUAUAAAGUGUUAUUUUGAUAGUUUGUGGAUUCUAAAAUAUAUAUAUAUUUAUAUAAACACCGUAUAAAUCAAAUAUGUAUUUAACAAAGCAAUAUGUAUUCAUUCACUUUUAAGAUUUUUUUUUUUUUUGGUGUCAAAAUAAUAUUAAAAGGUAGUUGCUUCUGUUGAAUUAGUUCUGCCACCUAUGUGUACUUUCACCCAUGUUCAGAAGCGUCUCCUUUGGUGUGAAGUCUGACUCGUUCUGAGUGCUGCUUCCGGUGCUAAGAUGAACAAAAGGCUCUUAAGAAUCUGUGCAAAUCCACCUUUCUACCUUAAUAUCGCCCCCAAAUGUAUAGUGCCUUGUUUUAUGUACAGUUUAUAUACAGAAAAGUUUGCUCUGCAUUUUUUGACGAUGGUUUGGAACAGUAUCUACAAUUUUACUCUAAAAUAGUAGAAAUUCCAAAAAAAAAAAAGAACUCUAUUUCUAAUACCUGUUGUAAACAUUAUACAUGUCAUUUGGCGACGGAGGACUCCAAAAUAAAAGCUUCAGAAUAAACGCAACUAUGAACUGA